CUCCUCCUCUGCCUCCGACUCAGCCCUCCUUCGGCUUCCCCUCCCCUUCCUUCGUCCUUCCCAAAACACCCCUCGUCAUCUUCCUCCACUUCUACGAGGUCCCCAUUCUUCCCAUUAUACCCCUCUCCUCCUCCGCCUCCUCCUACCCCUUCUCUCCCCACUUUCCCAGCGAAUCUGUCUUCUAUAGCUUCCCCUUCCCGUAAUACCCCCCUCUCCUCCAAACUUAUUCCCAUAAUAGCCCUCCCCGUUCUCGGCCUCAUUCUCUUUGUUUUUAACGGCGCACCUUUCGUUCGUCCUUCGCCGGAAACGCGAGCUCGUAAGGGUGGCGGGGACGCCAGGAUCCGAUAUCAGCCGCUGGUCCCACCCGACGCCACGUCAUCGUCCGACACGAGCAAGCUAGCGGUCACGUCAGCCCAGCGGCCCCGUUGGCACCUCCGGCGAGGUGCGGCCCCGCCGCCGCCGGCGGAAUCCGCCGGAGGCUCCGCCCCUGCCGGCCUCUCUCCGCGCCAGGCUCGCCGGAGCUUUUCCUCUGACGAGGAGUUCUACUCGCCCAGGGACGGUAGGUCCCCCGGUGCUGGGGCCCGUAAGCCCAAAUAUGGGUCCCACUCUCCGGCGUCGACGCUGAGCACGCCGACCUCCUCGCCGGCGAGUUUCAUCCCUCCUCCGCCUCCCCCGCCUCCGCCAAAAAAUCGCUUCUUUUUAGGAAAAAAUGAGCAAAAGCAGCCAUUUUACCCAUUUGCCUCCAGUCCGCCACGUAGGCAAGCGCCUCCGCCACCUCCGCCUCCUCCCCCUCCUGUGCAAAUCUGGGGUGGCGAGGCACCAAAGACCGCAAAUUUACAGCCACCAGUUCUCACUCCUCCAAAAUCUGCGGUGGCCGAGGUCGUUUCUGAUGGAUCAACGGAGAAUUCAGAUGAAGGGAGCAAAUUCGAAGAGUACAGAAGGCCAAAGUUGAAGCCUUUGCAUUGGGACAAGGUUCGAGCGAGCUCGGAGAGGGCAAUGGUUUGGGAUCACUUGAAGUCAAGCUCAUUCCAGCUGAAUGAGGAGAUGAUGGAGACACUGUUUGGUUGUGAUUCAACGAAUGGGGUAGUAAAUGGGAGGAGGAAGGUGGUGUCAAGCUCAGUGCAGGAGAAUGCAGUGCUUGAUGCGAAGAAAUCACAGAAUAUUGCUAUUUUGUUGCGGGCCUUGAAUGUCACUAAGGAGGAAGUUUGUGAAGCACUUUUGGAAGGUAAUACUGAUAGCUUGGGAAAUGAACUCCUAGAAACAUUACUAAAAAUGGCUCCAAGCAAAGAAGAAGAAAUUAAACUGAGGGAAUACAACGAUGAAUCCCCAUACAAGCUUGGACCAGCAGAAAAAUUUCUCAAGGCGAUGCUUGAUAUACCAUUUGCUUUCAAAAGAGUUGAUGCUAUGCUUUAUAUUACGAAUUUCGAAUCCGAGGUUCAUUAUCUUAUGAGCUCAUUUGAAACUCUUGAGUUAGCCUGUGAAGAGUUGAGGAAUAGUAGAUUAUUCCGGAAACUUCUCGAUGCUGUGCUAAAAACUGGUAACCGAAUGAAUGUCGGAACAAACCGUGGCGAUGCUCAAGCCUUCAAGCUCGACACUCUCCUCAAGCUCGUUGAUGUCAAAGGCACAGAUGGAAAAACCACCCUCCUUCACUUCGUCGUCCAAGAAAUGUCAAGAACUGAAGGUUAUCGUGCCUUCGCUAUGAAUCAGUCCACCACCAAACACGAAAACAAGACCCUAAGGGAUGAUCUCGACUGCAGAAAGCUCGGGCUUCAUGUAGUUUCAGGACUUGGGUCAGAGCUCAGCAAUGUAAAAAAGGCAGCCACGAUGGACGCUGAAAUCCUCAGCAACUAUGUCUCAAAACUCUCCAUAGGUAUCGAAAAGAUCAGAGAAGUCAUGAGGUUUAAUGAAACCAGUCAGCGUUUUCACGAAGCCAUGAUCGUGUUCUUGCGAAAAGCAGAAGGUGAGAUUACAAAGCUCCAAAGCCAAGAAGGUGUCGCUCUAUCUCUUGUAAAGGAGAUAACUGAGUAUUUCCAUGGGGACUUGGCUAAGGAAGAAGCACACCCGUUCAGAAUUUUCAUGGUAGUCAGGGAUUUCUUAGCAAUUCUUGAUCAUGUCUGCAAAGAUGUAGGUAGGGUUAAUGAGAGAAGCUUUGUGAGCUUUGCUCACCAGUGCCCGGUGACUGUGAGCCCUGGGAGGUCACCGGUGUUCCCCUCUGAUGAUGAGAGUUCUUCGACAUCCUCAUUGUCAUCUUAGGUCGCUUGGUGCAUGUUUUUGUGCAUGUUAGUCCAAAGGGCUACCUAGGUGUGUUUUAUGACUUAUAUACUGUACUGCAUGUAUCCGAAGUAAGCUCCAGGGUUGGAGAAAUCUUGUAAAUUGUUAGCAAGUAUUUAGCUUGUACUACACUAGGUUUAUGUACUUGAAUGCAUUGGUUUGUAGCAACCGCUGGUUAGAGCUCAUCUUUUAA
This is a messenger RNA of Asparagus officinalis (garden asparagus), 2464 nucleotides long. Its product is annotated as formin-like protein 1. Gene Ontology annotation, molecular function: actin filament binding. The record is from RefSeq and is a predicted model, not a curated record. The annotation marks the transcript as partial. Gene Ontology annotation, biological process: actin cytoskeleton organization; actin nucleation. The transcript is spliced from 5 exons. NCBI's taxonomy places the organism in Eukaryota, Viridiplantae, Streptophyta, Magnoliopsida, Asparagales, Asparagaceae.